GGGUUUCGGAUUCAAGUGAAGACGCCUCUUCUCAGCCGUUGGGCCGCCCGUGGUCCGUGGUACCCAAACCGUUCUUGGGAAGCUCAACCUGCUGCCAACAUAACACUUCAAGUGCACCGGUCUUGGCACACCCAGUGAUUUCGAUCCACGGGCCAUGUCCUACAAUUACGGACCCCCUCCCCCGCCUCCUCCACCUGCACCAGCGAGCGGCGGCGGCUCGGCCGUUUAUCCGUCAUACGGACCUCCUCGAGGCGGACAGAGCGGCCGAGGCCGCGGUGGUUCCGAUCGUGGUGGCUAUCACCAAGGAGCCCCCCCGUACGGCUACGGCCAACAGCCAUCCUACGGACCCCAAGCCCCCGCGCCAUACUCCGGUCCUCCUGCCCAGGGUGGUUACUCCCAGCCGCCACCACAGUCGUGGCAUCCCGAACACGGACACCAACACCCCCCGCAAGGUGCGACACACGGCCCUUUGCCCGCCCAGAACUACCACCCGAACUAUGCGCCCCAAAUAUAUCAACAGCAGCCGGCAUACGGCGGCCAGCCCCAAUACCAACCGACCCCUCAGCCCCCUUAUGGCCAGCCAUACCCAGCACCUCCACCGCCCGCUCAGCAGUGGGCGGCCCAUCCCCAGCCGCCUCCGGCUCGUGGCGGUUAUGGCGCCGGUGGGCGCGGGGGGCGUGGCGGUUACAACGAUCGAGGGCCACCGCAAGGACAAAUGAUGGGCCCUCCGAUCCGGAUGGGUUUUGAUGGCAGCCAGCCGCAGACCCCUCCCGCUCCAGCGAGCGCACCGUACCCGUAUGGCGCUCCUCCGGCUGCCCCAGCGCCGUAUCAUGCCCCUUACCAGGGCUAUCCUCCUCCGGCUCCCUAUAUGCCUGCCCCUCCGUCGUUCGACGGCGGCCAUUCUGGUCACGGGUCUCGCCACCACGGCCGAGGCGGAUUUCACCAGAACAAUAAGUCUCGCCCCCAUUUCGGUGGCGACAAGAACCGCGGGCGCAACCAUGGCCAGAACAAGGGCCCGACCGCUCAGACGCCUCCUACCCAACACCAGAAGCCUGAUGCUUCGUCUGCUGGGAAGAAAAAGAAGCGGAAGACAAACACGCUCGGCUUGACGCCCGGGGACGACUCGGGGGAUGAUGACGAAAACGAGGAGGAGCGUCUCAAUGAGAUGUACGGUGCCGAUGCUCCAAACCCCCAAACGCCGUCGGACAUUGCUGCGUGGAUUGCCGAACGCCGCGCCAAAUACCCCACGAAAGCCAGGAUCGAAGCCAAGAAAGCGGCCGCCAAGGCUCAGAACGGAGAUGGCCAACAAAGCAAAGGUGAUUCCCUGGAGCAAAAAGCUGAAAAGCUCAGGAAACAGCUGGAAAAGGUCGAAUCGAGCAUCAAGCGAAAGCGCGAGCAGCAGGACGAGGGCGAUGACAUGAGAGACAUCGAUUUGAGCUCUCCGUCGAGCGAUAUCAAGUCGGAUGACGAGAAACCCGAAGUCAUGUCGACUCGUCAGGAGCCGAGCAAUGUCCCCCCACCACCAAAAAAGGCAGACCCUACCAAACAUUGCAAGUAUUACUCGACCGGGGGUACAUGUGGCAAGCGGGGCAAGUGCCGCUUCGUUCACGACCCCGCAGUUCGCGAGGCUGCGCUGAAGGAGCGCGAGCUGAACGGUGGGCGCAUUACUCUUCAGCAGCGCAUCACUCUAAAUGACAAGGACCAGGAAGAUCUCGCGAUCGUCGAGACGCUCAAGUACCUCCAGGAUAAAGGUAUCCUUCCCAAGAAGGUGGUGCCCCCUGCCACCGAGGCGUCGGGAGAGCAGCCCGAGCAUACCGCAGCCGAGACCGGGUCGACGGCUGCCCCGGCGGAUGCCGAGUCCAGCAACGGUCUGCCGCCCAUCCCGCCGCAGCCCAAUUCUUCGGAUGACGACACAACUAAGUAUCCCGGUUGGAACCUGAGCGGCUUCGGCAACACAGGCGUCAGACCGGGUGAGUAGAGCUCAUCAGUUCUGCGUCGUAGAACCAACGGCAACCGCUGUGCUGCUCGUCCUAACCGCCGGAAAUCUCGGCGCCGAGGCGCAGGCCGUCG
Thermothelomyces thermophilus ATCC 42464 is the source of this 2070-nucleotide messenger RNA. RefSeq lists its product as uncharacterized. Gene Ontology annotation, cellular component: nucleus. The record is from RefSeq and is a predicted model, not a curated record. Gene Ontology annotation, biological process: box C/D snoRNP assembly. Bases 155 to 1978 code for a protein of 607 amino acids. The transcript is spliced from 2 exons. Lineage: Eukaryota; Fungi; Ascomycota; Sordariomycetes; Sordariales; Chaetomiaceae. Gene Ontology annotation, molecular function: RNA binding; metal ion binding.